AUGCUUAUUGUGUGGCUUGGUCAGGAAGCGAUAUACAGCGGGACCAUGAUGACAAGGAUGCUAGUGACAAAUGGUGAGAAAGAUGUGUUCAAACGAGUGCUUACCGCCGGCAACAUUGACUUCGUCUUCGCAGACCAUAGGCCUCAACUGAUCCGCUCGGCAUUUCUUAAGUCGCACUAUACCCACCACGCAAAACAAUCAGCGUCACUUGGGUGUGUGUACAUCACUACAAAGGAAUACUGUCUAUCCAUUACAGCAGAGGACUUUCUGUCAAACCACAACUUUGACGAUGCCGGUAGAAUGUCUGGAAAAGACAUCUUUUUCAAUAGUGGAGAGUUUCCUACUCGCGGAAUUUUGGAGGUUCGGCGCUCAGAUUUACUUUCCAAGGCAAUAGUUUACACAUGCAUCCACUACAUGCGCAAGAGUACCCCCACUGCCCAGGAGCUCAUGGUUGUCUGCGACCCAAGCGACUCAAUCUCAGGGUGCCUCAGCCCCAUGCUCAGUAUCUUGAAUAGCCUGGCGCAUGUCCAUGUCCUGCUGGUCAACAAGAAUUGGUCCAUGAUACCCACACUUGAACUUUGUAACUACGCUAUCAUCAUGUCUGUGGCUCUACGCCGGGCUGCCUCUGUUCUCUUUGUACCUCAUCAUGUGCCGACAGACGUUGGAGAGUGCUUCAAAGAUAAGCUAGCCUUCAUGAGGUUCAUGGGCCUCAGUCUGACGUCUUCAGAAAAGAAUAAGGUCAGAGGCACUGACAUGAGUGAUAAGUCUGAAGGCGACGGCGCACCUGAGGCUGAGGCCAAGAACAUGUACCACAACAUCAUUCCCCAGACAUCCGAUAGAAUAGCUAUUUCCUCGUUCGAUGACUUACAUGCAUAUGGAUAUUGCGUUGAUGUAAUAUUCAUUAUUCUCAGCCUGUUAAAUCGGGACAAUCUUGCACAUCUUUGUCUACACAUGUCCACCGGCUCCGCCUUCUCUGUAACUGGCCAGACGUGUGCCAUGGGCACCCUGCAUGUAAGUUACUCUGCUCAUAAGACAGCUCUUAAUGUGGCACGUGAGGUCGUCAGUUCGGUGAAGGCGUUGUCCGGCGGCUCGUAUGCGAUCAUCUCACACCAUGCCUUCUGCAUCUCUGACACCGCGGACAGGUGGCGCAGUGAUUUGGAGAAGGUCUUCCAGUUCUUAGUCCCUAACAUUGACAGACAACAGCGCAAGACGGUCCCGGGCCCAUUUGCUCUGAGUGUGUUCAUACAGCCAAACAUCACGGGGAAGACCCCAUUAAUGUCCGAAAUCUGUUUUUAUGCUAGUUGCGGAAGUAUAUUUACAGAUAUAUUGUAUUUUAUCACAGAAAAAGUGCGUUCUGCCAUCCAGACCAACGGUUGCGGAAUCUUUGACCUGACCUUUUUGCUCGCCUGCUGCUCGUACUUGAGCCAAUUGCGAUUAGAUUUAGAGUGCAUGCAAAAGUGA
Giardia duodenalis is the source of this 1461-nucleotide messenger RNA. RefSeq lists its product as uncharacterized. NCBI's taxonomy places the organism in Eukaryota, Fornicata, Diplomonadida, Hexamitidae. The transcript has a single exon. Bases 1 to 1461 code for a protein of 486 amino acids. The record is from RefSeq and is a predicted model, not a curated record.